This is a messenger RNA of Rangifer tarandus platyrhynchus (Svalbard reindeer), 1968 nucleotides long. The record is from the annotation of a GenBank genome assembly. Lineage: Eukaryota; Metazoa; Chordata; Mammalia; Artiodactyla; Cervidae.
AUGUCUUCCAAUAGUUACGAGGUUUCUAUCCCAAUGUCAAGAAAAACCAAUGGCAUUCCGGAGACAACCUCUAAGGGCCCGAAGACAUUGACUCAAGGAGCUGUGUUAAGUUUUCAUAACAUCUGCUAUCGAGUAAAAGUGAAGACUGGCUUUCUACUUUGUCGGAAAACAAUUGAGAAAGAAGUACUAGCAAAUAUCAAUGGAGUCAUGAAACCUGGCCUCAAUGCCAUUCUGGGACCCACAGGUGGAGGCAAAUCUUCGUUGUUAGAUGUCUUAGCUGCAAGGAAGGAUCCACGUGGAUUAUCUGGAGAUGUUUUGAUCAAUGGAGCACCUCGACCUGCCAAUUUUAAAUGUAACUCAGGUUAUGUUGUACAAGAUGAUGUCGUGAUGGGAACUCUGACAGUGAGAGAAAACUUACAGUUCUCAGCAGCCCUUCGCCUUCCAACAACUAUGAAAAAUCAUGAAAAAAAUGAGCGGAUUAACAUGGUUAUUCAAGAGUUAGGUCUUGAUAAAGUGGCAGAUUCCAAGGUUGGAACUCAGUUUACCCGUGGUGUGUCUGGAGGAGAAAGAAAAAGGACUAGUAUUGCAAUGGAGCUUAUUACUGAUCCAUCCAUCUUGUUCCUGGAUGAGCCCACAACUGGCUUAGAUUCAAGCACAGCAAAUGCUGUCCUUUUGCUCCUGAAGAGGAUGUCUAAACAAGGACGGACAAUCAUCUUCUCCAUUCAUCAGCCUCGUUAUUCCAUCUUCAAGUUGUUCGAUAGCCUCACCUUGUUGGCCUCAGGAAGACUAAUGUUCCAUGGGCCUGCUCAGGAGGCCUUGGAUUACUUUCAAUCCAUUGGUUUCCACUGUGAGCCCUAUAAUAACCCUGCAGACUUCUUCUUGGACAUCAUUAAUGGAGACUCUUCUGCUGUGGUGUUAAAUAGAGAAGACACAGGUGAUGAAGUCAAUGAGACCAAAGAACCUUCCAACAAAGAUACUCCACUCAUAGAAAAAUUAGCUGAGUUUUAUGUCAACUCCUCCUUCUUCAAGGAAACAAAAGUUGAAUUAGAUAAAUUCUCAGGGAGUCAGAAAAGGAAGAAGCUUCCAUCCUACAAGGAGACCACUUAUGCUACCUCCUCCUGUCAUCAGCUCAAAUGGAUUUCCAAGCGUUCAUUCAAAAAUUUACUGGGUAAUCCCCAGGCUUCCAUAGCUCAGAUAAUUGUGACAGUCAUCCUGGGACUGGUUUUAGGUGCCAUUUUCUAUGGUCUAGAAAAUGAUCCCUCAGGAAUCCAGAACAGAGCCGGGGUGCUCUUCUUCCUGACGACCAACCAGUGUUUCAGCAGUGUGUCAGCCGUGGAGCUCCUGGUGGUGGAGAAGAAGCUCUUCAUACAUGAAUAUAUCAGUGGAUACUAUAGAGUGUCAUCUUACUUCUUUGGAAAACUGUUAUCUGAUUUACUCCCCAUGAGGAUGUUACCAAGUAUUAUAUUUACUUGUAUAAUAUACUUCCUGUUAGGACUGAAACCAAAGGUGGAGGCCUUCUUCAUCAUGAUGUUUACCCUGAUGAUGGUGGCUUUUUCAGCUAGUUCGAUGGCAUUGGCUAUAGCAGCAGGUCAGAGUGUGGUAUCCAUAGCAACUAUGCUCAUGACCAUCUCUUUUGUGUUUAUGAUGAUAUUUGCAGGGCUGUUGGUAAAUCUCAAAACCGUUGUGCCUUGGUUGUCUUGGCUUCAAUACUUGAGCAUUCCUCGAUACGGCUAUGCGGCUUUGCAGCAUAAUGAAUUUUUGGGACAAAACUUCUGCCCAGGAAUCAAUGUAACGACAAACAAUACCUGUGACUAUGCAAUAUGUACUGGAGAAGAAUUCCUGACAAACCAGGGCAUAGAUAUCUCGCCAUGGGGCCUAUGGAAGAAUCACGUAGCCUUGGCAUGCAUGAUUGUUGUCUUCCUUACAAUUGCCUACUUGAAAUUGUUAUUCCUUAAAAAAUUUUCUUAA